Blepharisma stoltei is the source of this 1182-nucleotide messenger RNA. The record is from the annotation of a GenBank genome assembly. Lineage: Eukaryota; Ciliophora; Heterotrichea; Heterotrichida; Blepharismidae.
AUGAACGAGCCUUCAGUAUUUUCAGGACCAGAAAUAACAAUGCCUAAAAGCAAUUUGCAUGGAAGUAUAGAGCACAGGGACCUUCAUAAUAUUUAUGGCAUGUAUAUGCACAAAUCUACUUAUAAAGGACUCAUGAAAAGAAGUGGGGAUAUGGAGAGACCAUUUAUAUUGACAAGAGCCUUUUUUGCAGGGACACAAAGAUAUGGAGCUAUUUGGACAGGUGAUAAUGCAGCUAAAUGGGAAUUUUUAGAAUAUUCGGUACCUAUGUGUUUAAGUGUCACUGUAGGCGGGAUCAGUUUUUGUGGCUCAGAUGUUGCAGGAUUUUUUGGAGAUCCGUCAGUAGAACUGUUAGUCAGAUGGUAUCAGACUGGGGCUUAUACUCCUUUCUUUAGAGCUCAUGCCCAUAUAGAAACCAAAAGAAGAGAGCCUUGGCUUUAUGGUGAGCCUUAUUUGUCCAGGAUUAGGGACUCCAUAAGAGAAAGAUACGCGUUAUUGCCUUACUGGUACUCUUUAUUCUUCCAAUAUAGAAAUAAUGGAGUUCCUGUUAUGAGGCCAAUGUUUUCUGUUUAUCCACAAGAUAAUCAAGCAGCUGCAUUAGAUAGACAAUACCAUCUGGGCCCUGCAUUAUUAGUAGCACCUAUUAUAAAAUCAAACCAAGAUAAGGUCGAUGUGUAUAUUCCUGAAGGAAAAUGGUAUGAUUAUCAUACUUUUGCGACUGUGGAGAUUGGAGAGUUGAAAUAUCAGACAGUCGAAAACUGGAUUCCUGUGUUUAUUAAAGGAGGAAAUAUUGUGCCAAGACAAGAUAGGCCACGUAGAAGCAGUCAAAUGAUGAUAAAUGAUCCUUACACCUUAGUAAUUGCGCUCGAUGAGAAAGAGGCAGCUGAAGGAAUUUUGUAUGCUGAUGAUACUCAUACGAAUUUGUACCUGAAAGGGCAAUUUUUGUUAGGGAGAAUCGAGUUUAGAGAGAAAACUUUGGUUUAUCAGGUCCAGAGUAAGAUGAGUAUGCAUAACUCGAUUGAAAAGAUAAUUAUUCUAGGGCUGAAAGAUAAGCCUAAGAGUGCUAUAGCAGAAACUGAGAAAGGAUCGAGCAGAGUAGGAUUUUAUGAUAUGGGAAGUCAUAUUAUUUUAAAGCUUCCUCCAGUUUUUAUUGAUGAGAAUUGGACUAUUAAGCUUAAUUACUAG